UCCCGCGGCUCCCUGGCGUCCUCAGGCCUCCCGGCUCCACAAGAGGGGCUUGGAGCGGGAGGGACCACGUCGAGGGUGGCGAAGAGCAUUGUGGGGGCGUUAUGUAAAAGUAGGACCCCAACCGACAGGUCCCCCUGGGCCCUCGCGCUGUCUGGGCACGCGAUGCCUGACGCGGAUGCUUGGGAAGGUUCCAGCGCGGGAAACUGAACCUUGUGGGUGUUUUGUUGUGGUUGGCUGCUGCGCAUGCGUCUCUGUGCCAGGUGGGUGUCGGAUUGUGUCAACUCUUGCAGAUGACGAGAGCGCCAUUUUUCGGUACGGAAGUGACAGUGCAACGCUUUUACCCCGACACCUUCUGGAAUGAUGUCACGCCUGUUUUUCUUUGGGAAAAGGAGACACCCCCCCCCAGCCCCACGUAAGAUCGAGCAAGAUUUAAAAGUCCCGGCCGAUAUUCCCUAACGAGAUAGAACCCAGACCUCCCAAAUUCGAGGCGAGCAUUCUACAAAGAACCUAAUCUACCAUGCCCUCAUGAUACUUAAUUAACAUCUGUUCAGCAUCUGCCAUUCCAGGGGUCUACAAGAUCCUAGGGUCGGGGAGUGAGAGCCAUGUCCAGGCCGUCCCUCAUCGCAUUUACUCCAGCCACCGACUCCAGCGACCUCUGGAAAGAUGGGCAGCAGCAACCACAGCCUGAGAAGCCAGGGCCAGUCCUGGAUGGGGCCGCAGCCCGGGCUUUCUACGAGGCUCUAAUUGCAGAUGAGAGUAGCUCCCCUAAGCCCCAGAGAGCUGGCCCUGUCAGAGGACAAAAGAGGAGGAAAAGGAGAGGGACCAGGGAGGCUGCGGCGGUGGCAGCAGGAGCCUCGGGGCAAGGAAGGCCACUGCCACCAGAGGAUGACGACAGGAUGACCCAGUGGAUCCUGCUGGCAGCCCAGAACGGGGAUCUGACAGAACUUCGAAGGCUGCUGGAACCCCGGGAGGCAGGGGGAGCUGGAGGGAACAUCAAUGCACGCGAUGCCUUCUGGUGGACUCCCCUGAUGUGCGCCGCCAGAGCAGGCCAAGCGGCUGCCGUGUGCUAUCUUCUGGACCGGGGUGCUGCCUGGGUAGGAGUCUGUGAGCUGGGAGGCAGAGAUGCUGCUCAGCUGGCCGAAGAAGCGGGCUUCCCUGAGGUGGCCCGCAUGGUCAGAGAGAGCCGUGGAGAGACAAGGAGCCCCGAGAACCAGAGCCGGUCUCCCCCCACCGCCUCCCAGUUCUGCGAGGACUGUGGUGCCCACUUUGAAGACUCCAACCACCGCACAUCAACUGCUCACCUGCUGUCACUGUCUAGGAGUCCCCAUCCCUCCAACCUUCCCCUUGGGGUGCCCACCUCCAGUCCUGGCUUCAGGCUGCUGUUGAGGGGUGGCUGGGAACCAGGAAUGGGCCUAGGACCCCGGGGUGAAGGCCGUGCCAACCCUAUUCCCACUAUCCUCAAGCAGGACCAGGAAGGACUGGGCUAUAGACCUGCACCCCAACCCCGAGUCACACAUUUCCCAGCUCGGGAUACCCGGGCUGUGUCUGGGAGAGAAAGAGUACCUCGAGUCGCCACACUAAGUCAGAGGGAGAACAGAAAGAGAGAAGAGAAGGACAGAGCCUGGGAGCGAAAUCUGAGACUGUACAUGAACCUUGAAUUAUGACUGGUUCGGUCCAGCCUGUUGUUACUUGCUGGACUUGGACCCCUGACAUGGGCACUUGAACUUGUACUUCCUGGGAUCUGCCCAGAUACCAGACCCUCAGGUUUUGGCACUUGGCCUCUGUUUCUAGAGAGAAGGGCUGAGAGUUGAGAGAUAAAUAAACUUCCUUCAUUAUGGUUUGUUUA
This is a messenger RNA of Cricetulus griseus (Chinese hamster), 1846 nucleotides long. The record is from RefSeq and is a predicted model, not a curated record. Lineage: Eukaryota; Metazoa; Chordata; Mammalia; Rodentia; Cricetidae.